AAAAUACACAAAUCAUGGACGAAUCCCAUAAAAUGGGAUUCCUCGGAGCCACGUCAUAUGUGAUCGGUAAUAUUAUCGGGUCAGGAAUCUUUAUCACACCAGCAUCAAUUCUUCGAAAUGUCGAUAGUAUUGGUCUGAGCUUGCUCAUUUGGGUGCUCUGUGCAGUUAUUGCUAUUUUGGGUGCAAUUUGUUACAUCGAAUUAGGCACCUCAAUUCGAGAAGCCGGCUGUGAUUUCGCUUACAUUUGUUACGUGAAAUGGUACUCAAUUGCUUUUGCGUUCAUGUGGGUCUCCGUCCUGAUGACAUAUCCCGCCACAAUUGCAAUUUGUGCAGAAACGUUCGGGCAGUACCUUAUAGAGGGUCUGAAACAGUACUACGAAAUCGACGAUGCCCUCGUGCCGACGUGCCAAAAGUUGUUUGCGUAUUCGUUAUUAUUUCUCGUCACGUGGAUGAACUUCUUUGAGUUGAGCAAGUUUGCAGCUCGCUUUCAAAUUCUUGCAACAAUCGCCAAGCUCUUCUCGUGUAUGCUCAUCAUCGGGACCGGCUUCUAUUUUUAUUUCGUGAAAGGAUGGCAUGGCUAUUUGGAAAACCCGAUGCAAGGUUCAAAAUACGGAACUGGUAACCUUAUCCUAGGAUUCUAUGGUGGUCUCUGGGCGUUCUCCGGGUGGGACGUGCUCAACUAUAGUACCGGAGAGAUCAAGCAUCCGAAGCGAAACGUGCCCUUUGCACUACUCACCGGAAUCAGUGUCGUCACGGCGAUCUACGUGGCGAUCAAUGUGGCCUACUUCGUGGUGCUCGACGUGGAGACGGUGAAACAAUCGGAUGCAGUCGCUGCGAUUUUUAGUCGUGAGACGCUUGGCGAUUUUGCGAACGUCGUGCCCUUUCUCAUUGGUAUUCUGCUCAUCGGAUCGUUGAACAGCAACCUCUUCUCGGGCAGCAGGUACAUGUAUGCGGCGGCCAGGCAAGGACAUCUUCCAGCAUGCUUCUCGUGUGUCAAUACAGAGACAGAGUCGCCAAGGGUGGCGGUUCUAGCGCAGAGUGUCCUCGCGCUUGUGAUCUCCUACAUCGGGGACCUCGACACCCUCAUCACCUACGUGAUGUUCGGCUUCUGGGCUCAGAGAAUCUUCAGUCUCGUCGCCCUCCUCAUCAUCCGCCACAAUCACAUUCCGGUGCAUCCCGACGCGGUUCGAGUUCCGCUUUUUUGUAUCUAUCUGUUUUUGGCGAUCACCGUGGCUCUUGUCAUCAUCCCAAUCUUCUAUGAGUUCCAGUCAACUGCGCUGGCUAUCGCGAUUUGUCUUUUCGGAUUCGUCUUGUACUAUGUCUUCAUUCACAAGGCGAUUUUCCCAAGAUGGCUUGUUGCUCUUAACAAAAAAGUAACCUUGUGGUGUUGCAUAUUAUUCGACUGCCUGCCAGAUGUCAAAGGCGGUGUCCAGCUUCUUGCGUCCGACAGUUCACAGGCCUUGCUUUCUGAGAGACUCUCAUCGACGCGGCUUUCUGACGACAGUUUCCCCGAUCUCCACUCUGAUGAGAAAAAUAUUAUGCGAAGGAAUGGUAGUGCAGCUGGAUUGAAAAUGCUAAUCUCCAGUGUGCCGUCAUCUCUUGUGGAUCUUAUCAGUGAUGUUCAGUAGCUUAUCAUUGCUUCUUUUUUCCGGAAUCAUUCUCUUCCAUAUGGGUUAAUCUGUUGUCUACAUUGCUCAUUAUUUUCGUUGUUUUCAGCCAAUAUAUUCAUCUUUUUUCUUUCUUUUUGAUAGAUAAUCGUGUUUUUUUUUGUUUUUUCUUCUUGUAAUUGUUCUUAUUCGACUAAAAAAAAUGAAAAGAAAAUAAAUAAAGAAAUAAUAAAUAUAAAUUUAAAAACUCGAAAAAAAGUCGAAAAAAA
Caenorhabditis elegans is the source of this 1876-nucleotide messenger RNA. RefSeq names its product Amino Acid Transporter (gene aat-5). Gene Ontology annotation, biological process: L-alpha-amino acid transmembrane transport; transmembrane transport. Bases 15 to 1628 code for a protein of 537 amino acids. Gene Ontology annotation, molecular function: transmembrane transporter activity. Gene Ontology annotation, cellular component: membrane. The record is from RefSeq and is marked reviewed. The transcript is spliced from 10 exons. Lineage: Eukaryota; Metazoa; Nematoda; Chromadorea; Rhabditida; Rhabditidae.